AUGUGUAUCACUAUUGCCACUACUAAACACCCAAACUAUCCCUUUGUGCUUCUAUCAAAUAGGGAUGAGUAUUAUAAGCGGCCCACAUUAGCUGCCCAUUUUCGACCUAUUGAGAGAGAAGAAACAGAAGCAGAAGCAAGAACAGGAGAAGGAGAAGAAGCAAAAGAGAAGAGUACUGGAGAACAAAUUUUAACUCCAUUGGACCUUGCACGGCCUGAACAUGGCACUUGGAUUGGUGUCACUACUAGUGGCAAAAUGGCCGUGCUAGUCAAUUACCGUGAUUUGGAUACGCAAUAUAAUAUGAAAGAGAUCUCUCGAGGUGUCUUACCAUUGGCAUUUUUGAAUUCACCAUAUUCGGCUGCAGAAUGGGAGAAGAACAUAACGAACAAAAUGCAGAACGGUAAUGCCAAAAUAGAUUUGCAAAAAAUUGGCGGGUUCACGUUGCUAUACGGUGAUUUGAAUAUCGACCCUGAAACCUGCAAGAUUUCGCACUUGAAUAUCCUAAGCAAUCGUGGCCACCAUGGAAGGGUGUUUGAGACGGGCUUGGAAAACGACAAUGCCACCGUGUCCAUGUCUGAUUCUAUUGCUACUAAGUCGACAUUUGGAUUAUCCAAUUCAUUGUAUAAUCAUCCUUGGAAAAAAGUGUUUUUAGGAGAAGAAUUAGUUGAUACAUUAGUAGAUUCCCCAAAGACUGAGAACCUAUCUGAAAAUGAGUUUGUUGACGAGUGUUUUAAGGUCCUUAGUCAUGACACGUAUAGUACAAAAGUUGCUGAAAAGGGCGAUUUAAAUGCAAAGUACCUUGAAUUGAGAAAUUCCAUUUUCAUUCCACCAGUGAGUCUUGGUGAUUCCCACAGCACUUGCGCCUCGAUUGGUGAGUUUUACGGCACGCGAACACAAACGGUAAUUCUAUUAGACAAAUCUGGCAACUUGAGUUAUUACGAAAAGAAUUUGCAUAGCGUGGACACAAAGGUUUUCGAUAAGCCGCAAAUUGUCUCGCAUUACAAAUUCAAUAUCUACGAAAAUAAGAAGGAACAUGAUUUGUGA
Messenger RNA from Lodderomyces elongisporus, 1044 nucleotides. RefSeq lists its product as uncharacterized. The coding region runs from base 1 to 1044 and encodes 347 amino acids. The record is from RefSeq and is a predicted model, not a curated record. Gene Ontology annotation, biological process: Golgi organization; protein secretion. The transcript is spliced from 2 exons. NCBI's taxonomy places the organism in Eukaryota, Fungi, Ascomycota, Pichiomycetes, Serinales, Debaryomycetaceae. Gene Ontology annotation, cellular component: Golgi apparatus.